Acaromyces ingoldii is the source of this 2092-nucleotide messenger RNA. RefSeq lists its product as hypothetical. Gene Ontology annotation, molecular function: NADP binding; 2-dehydropantoate 2-reductase activity. The transcript has a single exon. Bases 214 to 1908 code for a protein of 564 amino acids. The record is from RefSeq and is a predicted model, not a curated record. Gene Ontology annotation, cellular component: mitochondrion; cytoplasm. Lineage: Eukaryota; Fungi; Basidiomycota; Exobasidiomycetes; Exobasidiales; Cryptobasidiaceae.
AUCUUCUCGGGCCUGAUGUCAGCUUUCCCUUCUUAGAUAAACUUCGACCCGGACAAAGAAGCGGCUGUCCGUUCGACAUCCUAUCUACAACCAUCCGUUUCCUCGCCCAUCAGCUGGGGCAGGCUGAGCCGAAUCCAUAAGCGAGAGAGGCCACGCCGCACACCAGCCCCCUGAUCGCUCUUAUAUGGCCGAGGUUGACGUCUGCACACGGGUAUGCGCUUCCAUGUGGUCGGGGUGGGCGCUGUCGGCAGCCUGCUUGCCUUCCACCUCAAACGCAGCUCUCGACGGCUCCUCGCCGCCACCGCAGCGACGCUACCUGGCCUCGGUGGCAACAGCGGCACCAGCGGCACCAGCGGCAGCGAUAGGAGCGACGAAGCGCAGCGGUACCUGCGCUCGCUGCCGGCGCCGCAUGCCCUGCCCUAUCUGCCGCCGCCGCACGAACAGGGCAUCGUGCUUCGCAUGCGCAAGUUUGCCUAUGCCUCAAGAGCAAUACGGCGCUCCGACGCCAGCGUCGCUGUUCAGCGCGACGAUGUCUGGGACAAGGAGACGGCAUUCGCGGUCAUCCACGACGGUGACGACUACAGCGGGAUACCGAGCUCGACCGAGCCAGGCACAAAGCUGCCAAGGGACAGCGAGAGCCAGACGGUGGAAUGGGGGCGAUCUUACUGCCAGCAGGCCGGCUUCGGAACAGAGGAAGCCAUCGACAGCAUCAUUGUCGCGACAAAGGCGCAGAACGUCCUCGGUGCCCUUCAGCCAAUCUCGCAGCACAUUACUCGCGCCACGACGAUUGUCCUGGUGCAAAACGGACAGGGCGUCUUGGAUCUGCUCCUCGAACGACUGUUCCAGAACCCAGAGACGAGGCCAAACUUUAUCCUGGCGAGCAAUACCCAUGGUGUCUUUCGAAAGGGCCAGCUGCAUGUGCUCCAUACAGCCUUUGGGCGACUGGACUUUGGCAUCGUGCCAAACGCGUACACGGGCAACGACUACGAGAAGCUGCUUGCGAAACAGAACGAUGGAGAGGGGGACCGAAGUGGGCAAGGGGAGGAUGAGAAGAAGGAGGAGGGGCAAGGGAGAGGGAUACGAGCCGAAGAUGGGAGUGACAGCGAGGGCAGUCGACAGAACGAAUGGGAGGCUUUCCUCCCCAAAUCUGCGCAAGCAAGAAGACGGAUAGAGAGGGCGAGAGAGCGAAGCGCAGGGAUACCCAAUGCACCGUUGCUCGACGUCGGCGCGAUUCCAGACCUCCCGGAGACGCAGACGCUGCGAGCAACAGUGGCGAUGCUCCUCAAUCUGCCCCUUGACGUGCACUGGCAUCCGAUCCGAGGCCUGCAGAUGAUCGCGUUGCGGAAACUCGCAGUGAACGCCUGCAUCAAUCCCUUGACGGCGCUGAGCGAGGUCGAAAAUGGCCAGCUGCUCGGGAAUGGAUCGGCAGAAGAAGCCAUGCGUGACGUCUGCACGGAAGCCAGCCAGGUGCUCGAGGCCCAGAUCCUUCGUUCGCACCACGCAGCCCUGGCUCGCGACACGGAGCGCGAGGCGGGACAGGAAGGCGGCGAGGAGCAAGCAAAUGAAGACGUGCGCGACCUCAUGUUGACGCCCACUUCGCUUCCAGGCUACUCGUCGCAGACGGGCGUGCCCGCGCUGGACCCUUCACUGCGCGCCGGUGCGCUUUUGGCAGAGGCCAAGCGCGUCGCUCGUCUCACGGCCCGCAACAAGUCAAGCAUGCUGCAGGACGUCAUGAAUGGCGCAAAGACGACCGAGAUCCAGUUCAUCAAUGGCUACCUUUCCCGUCUUGGCAGGUCCUUUGGCAUCCCGACGCCGGUCAAUGAUCUCCUCGUCAAGCUUGUCAACUUUAAGAUUUCAAAGAAUUCGGCGCCGGGGGCCAGGAGCCGCUACCCUCGAAGCGGCCUAUGAGUUUCAGCUCCUUCAUACCAUUGAACCACGUCUUCGCUUAUAAUUCAUCAUCGUCAUCAUCGUCAUCAUCAUCAUCAGGAUCGCCUACAGCAUCUUAGACAAUCACCUCUCUUUCGUGCUCACUCUCUCCCAAUCCGCAAUACUGUAUUGUUGUAUAGCAGAAAACAAUGCAUCUCUUCACAAA